Messenger RNA from Thunnus maccoyii (southern bluefin tuna), 1789 nucleotides. RefSeq names its product proteasome inhibitor subunit 1 (gene psmf1). Lineage: Eukaryota; Metazoa; Chordata; Actinopteri; Scombriformes; Scombridae. Gene Ontology annotation, molecular function: endopeptidase inhibitor activity; proteasome binding. The transcript has 7 exons. The record is from RefSeq and is a predicted model, not a curated record. The coding region runs from base 109 to 945 and encodes 278 amino acids. Gene Ontology annotation, biological process: proteasome-mediated ubiquitin-dependent protein catabolic process.
CUACCGUUGCUGGCGUCUUGACGUCACGGCUUGACUGUCAAGACUUUCGUUUUCCCUUCUGCAACAACAAAACCAAUGUUGACGUUAUAGUUGCUGCAGAUUAGAGACAUGGCAGGCCUGGAGGUGUUGUACAGCUCUGUGGCCGGCAGCAUCAGCUGUCCACAGGACGCAGUCGUGUGUUUCGUUCACUGGGAAAUGAUAAAGAGCGGAUACAGGUGCAUCGGCUCUGGAGACGAGCCCCGCAGCAGUGAUAAGAAGUCAGAGCUGCUGCCUGCUGACUGGAGCAGCAACAAGGAGUUGUACAGUCUGAGAUAUAAAGCCAAAGACGGUGACAUCCAGUUGCUGCUCAAAGCUAUCGCUGUGGAUUCCACCUUGAUCUUCAACCUGAUGAACUCCAGCACACAGCAGGUGUCGGACUUGACGGUGAACAUCAGCGAUCAUGUGGAUGCUGACCAGUUGCGCAACUUUGACAGUGUAUUCAAGGACGCAGACAGUUUGUCAGAGAAGGUGAAGACUCAGCUGCUUCCCUCCCAGGACAGACCGAAGGGACAGAAGACGGAGAGGAAGAGUCGGAGGGAUGAGGAGGAGGAGGAGCAGCAGAGACGAAGAGGAGAGGACAGCGACCCCCUCCGCAUCCCCAACAGACAUCCUCGCCAGGGAACACAGCCGCACUGGCCCGACCCCAUGGUUCCUCCGUUUGCAGCCGGAGGUGCAGAUCUGGAUCCUUUCGGGUCUCGCGGCGGUGGCGGGAUGAUCGUUGACCCGUUGAGGUCGGGGUAUCCUCGCUCUGGUUUCGACCCCUCCAGCGGGAUACCAGACAUCCUGCCUCCCGGAGCCGUUCCCCCCGGAGCCCGCUUCGACCCGUUCGGACCCGUCGGACGACACAGGCCAGGGCCGGAUCCAGACCACAUGCCACCACCCGGCUAUGAUGACAUGUUCAUGUAGUAACCAGCAAUGUUUCCUGCUUUUCUACUUCCUGUUUGCUACUCACAACGACAUCCUGUCUACUAGCCAAUAGGAGGCAGGGGAGAAAGUUGUCAUCUUCACCUCCUUCAGGGUUGGGUUUGAUCUAGUUUAGUUGCCUGAAAAUAAUAUUUUUGCCUUUUUUUAUUUUGAGAAGUUAGAGUAAGUUGUUUUUCUAAUCGUUCAUUUCAUACAACUAAUGUGUAACUUUUGUAGAACUGGCGUUAAAUAUACAUCAACAGAUCAGACAAACUGUCUAAUGUAAAAUAUGUUUUUUGAUGUCAAACUGACAGAAUAAAAGCUCUUUUUUUUUGUAUUACAAGUUAAAACACAACAUCAAACUAGAAUAAAUUGACCGAUUAAAUUACUCAUCUAAUCUCAUAUUUUGUCUCGUUUACUGGCGUCUGAAAAUCUGGAAAUUGUGUAUUGCGAAGCGUUGAGUUAACGUUUAAAAACAGGCGAGUAGAGUCGAGUUGAGUUGGUACCACGUAGAGGAAAUGACGUAGUGAGACGGCAUCUGGUCUGUUGAAUCUUUUAUUUCUCUCCAAAAGAAAAACCCUCUUUCCUCUGGUUCCUGAUCGAUAGAAGAAAGACGAGAUAGUUUGUUUAGAUUCUCAUGAUCCCAUUGAACUGCAUCCUGUAGUUUAUAUUUAUUCAUAGAAGAGAACAACUCCUUGAAUUUUCUUGUAUUUCUGUUGUGGAUACAUUGGGAAGUUUGAAAUAUUAGAAAUCUGUACAGUUUGUUUGGACUGUUGUUGAUUGAACAACACAGUUGAUGAAGUGUAUCUCCUGCAAAAACAUCUAAUAAAAAUCUUACCUGACAUUC